Molecule: messenger RNA, 2433 nt
Organism: Vitis vinifera (wine grape)
Lineage: Eukaryota; Viridiplantae; Streptophyta; Magnoliopsida; Vitales; Vitaceae
Product: transcription factor DIVARICATA
Exons: 2
Coding region: 865-1803 (312 amino acids)
Molecular function (GO): DNA binding
Source: RefSeq, a predicted model, not a curated record
UUCUAUGGACGUGUGCUUCAACCAUAUUGUUCUGCUAAUUACAGAUUGUCCUUUUCAAAAUUUCUGCAGCAUCUCUUCUGUCUCUCUCUCUCAUAAUUGGGGAACUUUUGCUAGUCACAGCCCCUGCAAAUACCAAACCCUCCAAUCACGACUCAACCCUUGUGUCUCUGUACUCAUUCCUAGCACUGUUUGUAGGUCUCCCUCUUGAAGACAGCAGGAGCUGGCAUACUUGGCUGUUCACUUCUUCAUAGCUCUCUCCUAUUGUCUUUAUCCCUCAAACUCCUUCUUUCUGUAAAAAUAAAGAAGAAAGAACAAAUCUUUUCCACUUUUACUGCUUCGAUUCUGCAAAAUCUCUCUGUUUCCUCUGUUUUCUUCUUCUUCAUUUCAACUGGGUUUUCUGUUAAAGUAAGUCUUGAGUCUCACUUUGUGAGCUUCAAGCCUUCCCACUUCUUUUUCUUUUUCUUUUGUUUUUUGAAAUUAAAUCUGGGUUUUGUUUCUCUUUCUUUUUUUCCUUGAUAUUUUUCUGCUUUUGGAUCUGAUAGGGAGGUCUAGGGUUUAUCUUUUCACAGGUAAGAUCUGCUUUUUCAACUGUUUCUUGAAUUUUCCUUGGAUUUUGGAAAGUGGGUCUUUUCCAGAUUCCUCAGUUCACCCUUGACUCAAAAGGGUAUUCCAUUCUGAUUCCCUCCAAAUGCUUCUAAAUUCAAUGACCAUUUCUCUGGGAAACCUCAAAGUCUCUGCAUUUCUCUUCUAGAUUUUCUGUCUUUGCCUUUAUAAAUUUCUAAGGAAUUCUUGAGAAAUCGUAUAAUGGUGGGGAUUGCCAAGCUUUACUAGCUAUGUCUACACUGUAAUUCAUUAUUCUGAGCAAUGUAUCGAGGAAUUGAAUUUCUCUCUCCGGCCUCAUAUCUUCAAAAUUCGAAUUGGUUGUUCAGUGAAAGUAAUGGGACAAAAUGGACCCACGAGGAGAACAAGCUGUUUGAGAAUGCCCUCGCGUUGCACGACAAAGAUACCCCGGAUCGAUGGCUGAAAGUGGCAGCCAUGAUCCCGGGGAAGACGGUGGAAGAUGUAAUAAAGCAGUAUAAGGACUUGGAAGAUGAUAUUAGUGACAUAGAGGCAGGGUUGAUCCCAAUUCCUGGAUACAGUACCAGUUCUUUCAAAUUGGAGUGGAAUAACAAUCAAGGCUUUGAUGGGUUGAAACAGUUCUACUUUCCUGGCGGAAAGAGGGGCUCUGCGACUCGGUCUACCGAUCAAGAAAGGAAGAAAGGAGUGCCGUGGACCGAAGAAGAGCACAGGCAGUUUCUGAUGGGUCUUAAGAAGUAUGGAAAAGGUGACUGGAGAAACAUCUCACGCAAUUUUGUGACUACUAGGACUCCCACCCAGGUGGCUAGUCAUGCUCAGAAGUACUUUAUCAGGCAACUUUCAGUGGGGAAAGAUAAGAGGAGAUCUAGCAUCCAUGACAUCACAACUGUAAAUCUCACCGACUCUAAGUCUCCUUCCUCAGACAAUGACAGACCUUCAUCGCCUGAUUGCUCUACCACAGUUAUGCAGCUGCCACAGUACCCAAAUAUGGUUGGCACAGCCAAACCAAUGCUUGACCAGAGACCGCCAAAUCAAGGAGCAGCUAUGGUUUUCAAUCCUUCAAAUGGCAAUCCAUUCUUAGCACCUCCUUGUGGGAUUUCUUCAAAUGGGCUUAAGCUGCAUGAACAAUUUCUGCAUAGAGGUACUCUUAAUGGACCUCAGUUUGUACCUCAUAGUUCAAUAUUCCAGAUGCCAUCCACACAACAACAACAGCGUCUUCAUGGAUGAAAUGGAAUGCUCCGAGCCCUAAGGUACUGAAAUGUUAAAUCUUAUUGUGUGAAGUUGGAUUGCUGUGUCUAUGCUUUGUCAUGGUUUUAUGUGAGCUUAUCAAUGAGGCUUUGAGUUAGUCCUGGGCAAUUAAACCCUAGAAAGAGAUCUUUUCAUAAUUUAAAACCAUGAAACUGGAAGGGAAGUUCAAUGUAAGUGAAGUUUGAAAUUGUUUCUGAAUUCAGAUGUUGCAUGCCUGUUUGAGGGGAACUUGAGGGUGGUCAGAAGGCAUUUACAGAUUGGACCUGUGUGUAUCAAAACGAGAGUGGAAAAGGGAUUAAACUAGAUCAUGGUCUGUCCUAUCAUUAAGACUUAUUUGAAUCAGUAAAUUGUGCAGCUUCCAAGUUCACAUGAUGGUGGGUGAAAUAGAGGCGCUAGUGAGAUAAGCCCCUUUAAGGCUGAUAUAAAGCUUUAGAAUGUCUUAGGAAGAAGGCUUUAUUUAAACUUGUUGAUACUAUUAUUAAUAGUGAGAUGUCAUGAAUCAUUCAAACAAGAAUUCCUCUGUGAACUGUGCUGUUCUUCCAUUAGUUGGGAACUUUGUAGAUUAUGUACUUCUCUCCAAUAAAAUCAUUUCAGCUGGUGGUUAUGUAA